Messenger RNA from Python bivittatus (Burmese python), 2174 nucleotides. Lineage: Eukaryota; Metazoa; Chordata; Lepidosauria; Squamata; Pythonidae. The record is from RefSeq and is a predicted model, not a curated record.
ACAAUUGUUUUGUUUUACAGCUGAACGAGCUUUAGAUACCAUGAAUUUUGACGUCAUUAAAGGCAAGCCAGUGCGUAUCAUGUGGUCUCAACGUGAUCCAUCUCUACGAAAAAGUGGUGUUGGCAACAUUUUCAUUAAAAACUUGGAUAAAUCUAUUGAUAAUAAAGCUCUGUAUGAUACAUUUUCAGCUUUUGGAAACAUCCUCUCUUGUAAGGUCGUAUGUGAUGAGAAUGGAUCCAAAGGCUAUGGGUUUGUACAUUUUGAAACACAAGAAGCUGCAGAAAGAGCUAUUGAAAAAAUGAAUGGAAUGCUGCUUAACGAUCGUAAAGUAUUUGUUGGAAGGUUUAAAUCACGCAAAGAACGGGAAGCAGAGCUUGGAGCUCGUGCUAAGGAAUUCACUAAUGUUUACAUCAAGAAUUUUGGAGAAGACAUGGAUGAUGAGAGACUGAAAGAACUCUUUGGCAAGUUUGGACCUGCCUUGAGUGUGAAAGUUAUGACUGAUGAAAGUGGAAAAUCCAAAGGCUUUGGCUUUGUCAGUUUUGAAAGACAUGAGGAUGCCCAAAAAGCUGUAGAUGAGAUGAAUGGAAAAGAACUCAAUGGAAAGCAAAUAUAUGUUGGUCGAGCUCAGAAAAAAGUCGAGAGACAAACAGAGCUUAAACGCAAAUUUGAACAAAUGAAGCAGGAUAGGAUUACAAGAUACCAGGGUGUAAAUCUUUAUGUGAAAAAUUUAGAUGAUGGAAUUGAUGAUGAACGCUUACGCAAAGAAUUUUCACCAUUUGGCACAAUUACUAGCGCAAAGGUCAUGAUGGAAGGGGGCCGCAGUAAAGGGUUUGGGUUUGUGUGCUUUUCUUCACCAGAAGAAGCAACCAAAGCAGUUACAGAAAUGAAUGGUAGAAUUGUGGCCACCAAACCACUAUAUGUAGCUUUAGCUCAACGUAAAGAGGAACGCCAAGCUCACCUCACCAACCAAUACAUGCAGAGAAUGGCAAGUGUGAGAGCAGUGCCCAAUCCUGUCAUCAACCCUUACCAGCCAGCACCUCCAUCAGGUUAUUUCAUGGCAGCUAUCCCACAGACACAAAACCGUGCAGCCUACUAUCCUACUAGCCAGAUUACUCAACUUAGACCAAGUCCUCGCUGGGCUGCUCAGGGUGCCAGACCUCAUCCAGCUUUCCAGAAUAUGCCAGGUGCCAUCCGCCCUACAGCUCCCAGACCACCAUUUAGUACCAUGAGGCCAGCUUCAUCACAAGUUACACGAGUAAUGUCAACACAGCGUGUUGCAAACACAUCAACACAGACCAUGGGUCCGCGUCCAGCAGCUGCUGCUGCUGCAGCCACUCCAGCUGUGCGCACUGUUCCACAGUAUAAGUAUGCUGCAGGUGUUCGCAAUCCUCAGCAGCAUCUUAACACACAGCCUCAGGUUGCUAUGCAGCAGCCUGCUGUCCAUGUGCAAGGUCAGGAACCUUUGACUGCUUCCAUGUUGGCUUCUGCCCCUCCACAAGAACAAAAGCAGAUGUUGGGAGAACGUCUGUUCCCUCUUAUCCAAGCCAUGCACCCUACUUUGGCGGGUAAAAUAACUGGUAUGUUGCUAGAGAUUGAUAACUCUGAACUUCUCCAUAUGCUUGAGUCUCCCGAAUCUCUUCGUUCGAAGGUUGAUGAAGCUGUAGCCGUACUGCAGGCCCAUCAAGCUAAAGAAGCUGCUCAAAAAGCAGUUAACAAUCCAGCAGGAGUUCCAAGCGUCUAAUAAGACCCAGGACUACGUAUUAUAAUAUCGCUUCACCGAAGAAAAAAAUCUAAACAUGGAAAAACUACUAAAUAUUGAGAAAAACAUUGCAAAAUAUAAAAUAAAUAAAAAAAAGAAAGGAAACUUUGAAGCUUAUGUACACAACAAAUGCCAGGACUAGCAAAACUGCUAGUCCUAGAUUACCUAUUGAUUUAAAAUACAAAAAAAAAUAGCAAAAGUUAAAAAACAAAUUAAUGUUUUAUAAACCCGGGGAAAAGAAUUUUCAGCACAGUACAAAAAAUUUAAAGCAUUCCUUUCUUUAAUUUUGUAAUUUACUGUGGAAAAGCUCAGAAUAUCACUACUGUUGUAGUUAACAGUAAGGAUUGAUAGCUGAGCAAAGAACCAUAAUUUGGAUUAUAAAAUUCUUGCUUUAAUAAAAAUUCCUUAAACAUUG